GUUCUAUUUUAUGAAUUAUAAUAAUAUAUAAUACAUUUUAUAGAGAAAAAAGUGAAAACAUGAAAGAAAAACACGAAAUCGUUUCUAGAAGUGAAAUACAAAAUUUUUAUGCAGAACAAAGUAUAUUAAUUACAGGUGGUACUGGUUUUCUAGGAAAGCUCUUGAUUGAAAAGCUUCUCAGGAGCUGCCCUGAGCUUACUUGUAUCUACGUUAUUGUAAGACCAAAAAAGGGCCAAGAAGCUCUGAAUCGAUUUGAGCAGAUUUUCGAGGACCCGAUAUUCGAUCGAUUAAAGAGUGAAGUGCCAAAAUUUCAACAUAAAAUACAAGCAGUUAAUGGUGACUGUACACUACCCGGUUUAGGAAUAUCAAAAAUUGAUAGAGAAUUUCUAUUAAAUAAAAUAUCAAUUGUCUUUCAUGUGGCGGCAAAUGUAAGGUUUGAUGAAAAAUUAAAGCAAGCUGUCGCAAUAAAUGUUAAUGCAUCGAAGGAAAUUAUUCAACUAUCGAGAUGUAUGCUUCAUUUAAAGUCCUUCAUUCAUGUUUCAACAUUUUACUGCAAUUGUGUCAGAAAAGAAAUUGAGGAAAAAUUUUACGAACCACCAAUGUCAGGAGAUAAUAUAUUAAAUUUAGUCGAAUCAAUUGAUGAGGAAAAAUUGGAUGACAUUAGUGAUGUUUUAAUUGGUGACUAUCCUAAUACUUAUACAUAUACAAAAUCAAUUGCCGAACAAGUAGUGAAGCAGUACGCAAAAGAUUUACCUGCAGGAAUAUUUAGACCUGCAAUAGUGUUAUCAACUUAUGAAGAACCUGUUCCUGGAUGGGUGGAUAAUGUUUUUGGACCUACCGGUGCAAUGAUUGCUGGAGGUGCUGGUAUUUUGAGAGUAUUGCAUGCCAAUAAUUUAUCAAAAACCGAAAUUGUACCUGCAGACUACACUGUGAAUGCACUUAUUGCAUCUGCUUGGAACGUUGCAAACGAAAAAAAUAUAAAUGAUGAACCAUUUAUUUACAACUAUUGUUCCUCCUGGUCAAGUAGCAUCACAAUUGGUCGUUUUUGGCAAAUGGCCUUAAAAUAUGGCAAAAAAGUACCAAGCGUCAAAAGUUUAUGGUGCUAUAGUUUAACUGUCGUAAGAAAUUAUUAUUUAUAUUAUAUAUUGUGUUUAAUUUUACACAUGAUUCCAGCGAUAGUAAUUGACGCUGGUCUCUUUCUUACUGGCAAGGAAACCAAAGCAGUAAAAAUUUACAAAAGAAUUCACAGACUUUUGUCAGCAACGUCGCAUUUUGUUUUACAUCAAUGGGAACCAAAUGUUCAGCGAACAAAAUCAUUGUGGCAAAAAAUAUCGGAGGAUGAUAAAAAAAUUUUUCCAUUUUCAAUGGAUAAUUUCAAUUGGGAGAAUUAUAUGGAAAGUUACGUUCUAGGUUUAAGGCUUUAUAUGUUUCAAGACACUCCCGAUACAAUACCAGCUGCUAAAAUUCGAAUGCACCGGAUUUUAUUCAUUCACAGAAUAAUAAAAUAUUUAUUGCUAAUGUUGGUCAUUUGGGGUGUUUAUAUUGUAAUUUCGUUCACGUUUUCACUUGGCUGGAAAAGUGAAUUUACGAAUGUCAGUGAAAAAUUAAUUGAACGAUAAAACAGAAAUGAUUUAUUUUUGUUUCUUUGUAAAUAUUUUAUCUUUAUGAACAUAGAUUGAUAUUCAUUGUAAAAA
Messenger RNA from Leptopilina heterotoma, 1694 nucleotides. Its product is annotated as fatty acyl-CoA reductase wat-like. Gene Ontology annotation, molecular function: alcohol-forming very long-chain fatty acyl-CoA reductase (NADP+) activity. Gene Ontology annotation, cellular component: peroxisome. The record is from RefSeq and is a predicted model, not a curated record. Bases 60 to 1619 code for a protein of 519 amino acids. Gene Ontology annotation, biological process: long-chain fatty-acyl-CoA metabolic process. NCBI's taxonomy places the organism in Eukaryota, Metazoa, Arthropoda, Insecta, Hymenoptera, Figitidae. The transcript is spliced from 10 exons.